UAAUCUAGUUUGGUUAGGAUUUGCCGAAAUGAAUGAAGACCUAAUCGGGAAAAAGAAAGACCAAAGCACGUUAUUUGUAUCGUCACCUUCAAUUCCGUUUCUCAGAUGAAUACAAAAUCUUAAAAUACAAAAAAAAUGAGGAUUAAUUCUGGCAGCCGGUGUUGCAUGUCACCUCUGCAUCGCACUUCACCUUACCGCUCCAUUUCCGUUACACCAAAUUGCAAGCCCUUUCUCCCCCGCUACGCUCCGAGCCUAAGCCUCAUUUUGGUUCGGUCCCAAACCUCCGGUUCGGAAGGGUUUGCUUCUCCCAACGUACCGUCAUCUUCGUCUGCCAUCGAUUUUCUCACUCUCUGCCACAGACUCAAGACCACCAAGAGGAAAGGAUGGGUUAAUCACGGGAUUAAGGGUGCUGAGUCCAUAGCUGACCAUAUGUACCGCAUGGCUUUGAUGUCCUUAAUUGCUUCUGAUCUUCCUGGACUCUGUAGAGAAAGAUGUAUUAAAAUAGCUUUGGUGCAUGAUAUUGCAGAAGCUAUUGUUGGAGAUAUAACACCAUCGGAUGGUGUACCUAAGGCUGAAAAAAGCCGAAUGGAGGAAGAAGCUUUAAACAAAAUGUGUGAAGUUCUUGGUGGAGGGAUGAGAGCUGACGAGAUCAAAGAACUGUGGGCGGAGUAUGAAAACAAUUCUUCUUUAGAGGCUAAUGUUGUUAAAGAUUUUGACAAGGUUGAAAUGAUUCUACAAGCUCUGGAAUAUGAAAUGGAGCAUGGAAAAGUAUUAGAUGAAUUUUUCGUUUCAACUGCAGGCAAGUUUCAAACUGAAUUAGGUAAGAGUUGGGCAGCCGAAAUCAUUUCAAGAAGAAAAUCCUUAACAGCAAAAAGGUUAAGUUGAUAUAAUGGCUAAAAAUGGUUCAGUGUGGCUCAUCCUGGUUGGAGAGAUUUGAAGGACUUGUCGCAGUAUUUUGUUGCAUAUCUUUUAUAUAAAAUAGAAUUUUUCAUGUGUUAAAUAUGACAUAUUUAUUGAAUAUACUUAAGUUGGAAUGCCUUUUUUUUUUUAAUUUUAAAUAAAUGUUUUUUAACCAA
Molecule: messenger RNA, 1076 nt
Organism: Vicia villosa (hairy vetch)
Lineage: Eukaryota; Viridiplantae; Streptophyta; Magnoliopsida; Fabales; Fabaceae
Product: 5'-deoxynucleotidase hdd1
Exons: 8
Coding region: 136-885 (249 amino acids)
Cellular component (GO): cytoplasm
Molecular function (GO): 5'-deoxynucleotidase activity
Source: RefSeq, a predicted model, not a curated record